Mobula hypostoma (lesser devil ray) is the source of this 9446-nucleotide messenger RNA. RefSeq names its product tumor necrosis factor receptor superfamily member 5-like. Gene Ontology annotation, molecular function: protein binding; transmembrane signaling receptor activity. Bases 1243 to 2376 code for a protein of 377 amino acids. The transcript is spliced from 15 exons. The record is from RefSeq and is a predicted model, not a curated record. Gene Ontology annotation, biological process: defense response to Gram-positive bacterium; negative regulation of alpha-beta T cell proliferation; defense response to Gram-negative bacterium. Gene Ontology annotation, cellular component: membrane; external side of plasma membrane. NCBI's taxonomy places the organism in Eukaryota, Metazoa, Chordata, Chondrichthyes, Myliobatiformes, Myliobatidae.
UGAAUUAAUUUAAUGUUUUAAAGUUACAAAACAGAACAUUGGCGACGAGGUAUUUUUAAAAGGAACCCGCGAUGGCUGCCGACCUGUUAAAGUGGAUCGAGAUGUCCGAACUAAACAAAACAGCCCAGCACGUGCGGAGGCGUCGAGUUAGAAAUAGAAGCGGCAAACGGAAAAAUUCAAAGUUCAUAAAGAGUGAGCAGCGAGUGGAAAUAAUUGUUAAAGCAUCAGAAAUGUCUGGCUACAUCGGGAAGAUUGGCAAGUUUGAUUAAUCAACGGGUAAUCGGCUCCAUGGAUACUGAGUCAUUGAAAUUAUUUGGGUGAGAUUUCCCUCCCAAAGCUGAUUGAAAAAUAUAUAAAGGCAGCGCACACGAAACUCAGCAGGUCAGGCGGCGUCUUUGGAAAAGAGAUCCGAGAGCAACUCUGCCAUCAGCCGCCGGAGCGACACAAAUUCCGAAUUAGUUCCAAGAAGACUCCUGUACAUUUUUUUUUGAAUUAGUUUCAUGUUUUAAAGUAACAGAUCAUAAUCUUCACACGAUCUUCUGUGGUUAAAUGCAGAAUCGAUUUAUUUUUAUUUUUCACUGCAACUUUCUACAAUAAACCAAUUUUUGUUUCCGGAAUUUGCAUUAGCAGGGCUACUGGAAAAAGUGAUGGGGAAAUCCACCCCGCUACAUAGAGAUCAAAGAAAUAUAAUUCCCCUUGAAAUGAGUGGUUACUAGUAGAAUGAUACGAUACAAACGAAAAAAGAAAUGCUGUCCCAAUUUCUUACACCUCAGAUAAAUGUCCUGCUUCGCAUGCUGUGGGAAGGGAGACAAAGGUUCUGCUUCGUGUGGAUUUUCUAUAUAAUCAGCCUUGACUGCGUGGGGAGUCAAUCACUCAGUGAUAGGUUGUGUUAUCCCCGCCCCGAUAGAAACUAAAACUGCGGCUGUUCAUGGUUCGCGAUGUCGACAGUGUUCGUGUCGCUCUUCCAGUGGAUCUGAAUCCAGCGUCCCCGGCGCUGUAAAGCGGCUCUCCAUGAAAGGAUUCUGCAUUUGAAGAACUGGAUAUAAUUUCCUACAAAUUUAUUAUAUUUUAUAAAGUAUUAUUACUUUACGAGUAGCGAAAGGAUCGUGAGGUCGGUGUUUAAUCUCCAUAAACAGCUGAUCUCUGGGUUGAGCUGUAAGAAACUGUCAAGCCCUACAAAAUGGCAAAGAAUCCGCUGAGGUGGGGGUCUUUGUGAGUAGGAGACAGUAAAUAUACUAAAGGAUGUGUUCUGUUCCAAUGAAGAAUGAGAACUGGAAACUACUGCCUGUCGCCCUAAAUGUCUCACUGUUAACAGCAUUGCUCAUCACUGGAUGGAUGAUCAUUGUUGAUAGUGAUCAUGCAGUGGUUUUCUCAGGAAAUCUCAGGGGUCAUAUCGGGAGCAGGAGGUGGCACGGAUUGGAAUCCAUUGAUAGGUCGAUGGCGCUCAGUAAAAGAAAUGGGGAUAAACACAUGGUCCAAAUUCCAGCUGGAGUGGAAAAGCUCAAUGUAGUAGCCCCAAAUCUACAGGCUUUGCUCUUAAUUGUUUCUAUCGUUACCUAUAUCACAUACCAAGAAAACAGUGAAAAAUAUUGCUUGUUAUUUUCAGCUACAAAAUAUGAAGAAUUCAAAAAGAUUAUUUUGCUUCUAUUACUGAUUUCCCAAGUUCCAGUGACAACUGCUUGUGACCCAGGGGAGUACGAAAAUGAUGGUGUCUGUUGUUUAUUGUGUUCUCCAGGCAGUAGAGUAUCCAAACACUGCACCGUGAUGACGGGAACGACAUGUAAUCCCUGUACAACUGGAGAGUAUAUGGAGCAUCCAAAUCAGCUAAAGAAAUGUUUUAAGUGUAAAAUCUGUGAUCCAGAGCCUGGACUACAAACUAAAGAAAACUGUACUGCCUUUCACAAUACGAUAUGUGAGCCCAGGGAAGGGUAUUAUUGCAUUGCUGAUUGUCAGAUGGUCAGAAAGCACACAGCAUGCCCACCUGGUGAAGGAGUUAAAGAGAAAGGAACACCUUUCAAAGAUACAGUGUGUGAGAAAUGUCCUCACGGAACAUUUUCAAGCAAAGUUUCAACAACUGAAGAGUGUAAGAGCUGGACAGUAUGUGAAACCCUCAAACUUAAACAGGUUGAAGCAGGGAACGCUGAAGCUGACGUGAAGUGUGAAGAAGAGUCCAACCUGAAAGUUGUGGUUGCUGUUGUUGUGGCGAUUGCUGUGGUUGUAAUUCUGUCUGGUAUCGCGGCAGGUGUUUUGUUGAAGAGACACCAAUGUACACCAGGUAAUGGGAACAUUGGAGACACCAGGAAUCACAAUGGAGUUGAGCUGUCGAUUGAGUCUUCGACUGAGCCUCUCAACGCUUCAGGAAAAUUCACAGUGUGAAGUGGGAGAAAUCAUGAGAAACAGCCUGAAACGGGCUGUAAUUCCAUUCCAAUCUCCAAGAUGGGUCAAGUGUUUCAUUCUGUGAAAAAUAUGGACUUCACAUAAUAUACACUAGUUGUGCACUAAACUUGGAAUCACAAAAUAUUCAACUUCAACUAACCAGUUGCAAAUCUCUAAGCACUCAUGUGAAAGAAGUAACAUCAGGAAGUGAAAUAUUAAGUGAAUAUCAGGAAGAAUUUUGACGGACAUAUAAAAAACAAGGAGAUGGCUGAGAUAAGCGUGGAAUCCGAUCCUGGCAAAUUAAUGACAGGAAGCAAAGAGGUGACAAAUACAUAUUUUUCUUACAUCUGUCUUUUCAGCGAGAAUACAGCUAAUAUCCCUCGGAUUACAAAUGGGUUAAUUUAAGGUAACAUGGAGGAAGUGGUUUGCGACACAGAAGCAAAGAACUCUACAGCUCCAGUGAGUGAGAUACAAUUCCCACCAUUGUCCGUAAGGAGUUUGUACGUUCUCCCCGUGACCGUGUUUGGGUUUUCUUCGGGUACUCCCUUUUCUUCCACAUUUCAAAAUUGAUGGACAGAUUAGUAAAUCAUUGGCUUGCUGUGUGCUGGCUCCAGAAGCAUGGGAAUGUGUUUGGGCUGUCCCAGUGCAUCCUUGGAACGUGUUGGUCGUUGGUGUAAACAGUGCAGGUUUCACUGUUUCAAUGUACAUGUGACAACUAAAGCUAAUCUUUAAAAUCCAAAUCACAAUGGACAAAAUGUCAGAGAAGCUCACAUGACUGCUUGGAAACCAGCUGGAGGAGCCAUUGGUUUUAAAGGAAAGGGCUGCAGAGAUCAUAUACCUAUUGGUUGAAAAUUUCCAAACCUUACUAAAUUCCAUGGAUUGGAGAGUCCUGGAUUCCAUUGUGUCUAAUGAUGCAGAAGACCACAGAAUUGUGAUGUUGAUUUUGGAUACUGAAUUGUACUGAACAUUAAAUAAAGCAAAUUCUGAUAUGUCUAUCCACGGCCUCCUCUAUGUCAAGAUGAAGCCACACUCAGGUUGGAGGAACAACACCUUAUAUUCCUUCUGGGUAGCCUCCAACCUGAUGGCAUGAACACUGACUUCUCUAACUUCCAUUAAUGCCCCACCUCCCCUCCGUACUCCAUCCGUCAUUUAUGAAUUAUUAUUAUUUUUCUCUCUCUCUCCUUUUUCUCCCUCUAUCCCUCUGACUAUACUCCUUGCCCAUCCUCUGGGCUUCCCCCCUCCCCCUUUCUUUCUCCCUGGGCCUCCUGUCCCAUGAUCCUCUCGUAUCCCUUUUGCCAAUCACCUGUCCAGCUCUCGGCUCCAUCCCUCCCCCUCCUGUCUUCUCCGAUCAUUUCGGAUCUCCCCCUCCCCCUCCCACUUUCUUUCUUUUUCAAUCUUUUUAUUAAUUUCAAAAUAUAAAAACAAAACAUAGCGAUAAUACAAAUAGUAGGAGAUAUAUUGUUACAUUUAAAAAAAGUAAUUGCAAAACCAAGUAGUGUAAAUUAACAAAGCUCCCAAACAUGUAGAACUAACCACGGAUAAUACAAAGCAAAAAAAACUGGGGGAAAAAUCAUGAAAAAGAAAAAAAAAAGAAAACAAAAAAAAGCAAACCCCAUCCCCAAAGAAAAACAAAAUUAAUCAACUAAACUAAAAGACUUGGGCAAAACUAACAACUUAAAAGUGGAAAAGAAGAAAACCUUAGUGUCGACGACUCCAUUCCCCUCCAACAACAAUACAGAGAGAUAAAACAAGUUUGGAAAUGAUCAAAUUACAUCAAAUGAAAACGCUGAAUGAAUGGCCUCCAAGUUUUUUCAAACUUAAUGGAAGGGUCAUAAACUGCACUUCUAAUUUUCUCCAAAUUCAAACACACCAUAGUUUGUGAAAACCAAUGAAAUACAGUAGGAGGGUUAAUCUCUUUCCAAUUCAACAAAAUGGACCUUCUAGCCAUUAAAGUAAGAAAUGCAAUCAUCCUUCGUGAUGAAGAGGUUAAAUUAUUUAAGUCUAUCAUUGGUAGUCCAAAGAUAGCAGUAAUUGGAUGAGGUUGUAAGUCUAUAUUUAGGACCGUUGAAAUAAUAUCAAAAAUAUCUUUCCAAUAUUUCUCCAACAAGGGACAUGACCAAAACAUGUGGGUUAAAGAAGCUAUCUCGGAAUGGCAUCUGUCACAUAUUGGAUUAAUAUAAGAGUAAUAACGAGAUAGUUUAUCUUUGGAUAUAUGAGCCUCGUGCACUACUUUAAACUGUAUCAACCUAUGCUUAGCACAUACAGAGGAUGAAUUCACCAACUGAAGAAUUUGUUCCCAUUUUUCAGUCGGUAUAUUAAUCUCAAGUUCUCUUUCCCAGUCAGCUUUAAUUUUAUUAGAAGCAUCAGGACAUAAAUUCAUAAUUAUAUAUAAUUGCUACUACACUUUUCUGAGAGAGAUUUAAAUCUAAGAUUUUUUCCAAGGUGUCCAUUGGAUAUGGAUAUGGAAAAUUAGGAGAGACAGUAAUUAAAAAGUUUCUAAUCUGUAGAUAUCUAAAAAAGUGAGAUCUGGGUAAGUUAUAUUUAUUAGAGAGUUGAUCAAAGGACAUAAAACAAUUAUCCAACAAUAAAUCACGAAAAGAUAUUAUACCUUUGGUUUUCCAAUCCAAGUAAGCUUGAUCCAUCGUGGAAGGUUGAAAAAGAAAAUUUGAUAUAAUGGGAAUUGAAACCAUAUACGUAAAGUAUGCUUAACUAUUGGUUGUUCAUUUUCCAGCUCUUGGCUCCAUCCCUCCCCCUCCUGUCUUCUCCGAUCAUUUCGGAUCUCCCUCUCCCCCUCCCACUUUCAAAUCUCUUACUAUCACUUCUUUCAGUUAGUCCUGACAAAGGGUUUUGGCCUGAAAUGUCGACUGUACCUCUUCUUAUAGAUGCUGCCUGGCCUGCUGCGUUCACCAGCAUUUUUUAUAUGUGUUGCUUGAAAUUCCAGCAUCUGCAGAUUUCCUCGUGUUGACAUUUUGACUUUUGUCUCAGUGGAGGUGUUUGGACAUUCACAGGUGUUCUGUUAUUUAUAAUGGGCUCUCCUUGUUAAAGUGGAAUUCUAAAUGUAUAAAUGUAUACCAACAAAAGUAAAUAGUGACAUUGUAAUUACAGUGGCUGACAGUGCAACGUGGUACAUCUUGGCCCAAUUAAGCACUUGCCCCAAUUAGUCAAAGUUUCAUGGAAAUAGUUAAAAAAGUGUUAAAAAAAAUACAAACUGAGUGACAAAUUAUGUAUGUAUUUAAAUUAAAUGCGGAGCAAAUUUGAACAAUACCAAUACUAGUACAGUACGAUAAAAUUGUUUGUUAGUUGCUCAUAGUUAUUGACUGAGAAAUUCAGAAUGGCUACAAGGUGGAGGGAAUCAAUUGGGGCCCUUAAAAUGGCCGAUGGAUUGGAUGAGGACAACCAGUCAAGAGGGCUGGAAUACAGGAGUAUAAAUACCACUGGAAUAGACAUACCCAGGCAUCACCACUGAUGAAGAUGGCAGAACUUGUCAUUGGAACAUCAGUUAUAAUUGACACCUGCGCCUGGCUAGAAGCUCGAGAAGAGAUUAUUAGUGUCAUUGUAGUUAUUGAAAGUGUACUGAUUCACCAGCUGUUUAUAUUUGUACUUAUGUUUACAUAAACUGGAUAUGCUUUGAGUUCACCACAGAAUGUCUCUGUGGUGUUUCCCGAUCCCUCCCCCUUCCCUUCUCCUUUUCCCAAUCGUGAUUCCCCUCUCCCCGCUCCCUUCCCACUCUGUCCACAGCAGAGACCCACAUCAGAAUCAGGUUUAUCAUAAGUCAAGAAUUGUUUUUGCAGCAGUACAGUGCAAUACAUGAAAUUACUACAGUGCCAUGUAAAAGUCUUAGGCACCCUAUAUACAUGUGCCUAAGAGUUCUUAUUAUAGUACUGUAAAUUCACAUUGCUUCUUUGAAAGGAGUCCCUCUCCUCCUGAAUCUGAGAUUAUCACUUGUAAAGAAAGAGUUCAAUUUGAUUCCUCCUUGGUCGCUGCUCAAAUGUACAAUACAAAAUGGGUGUUUCUAAGACAAAAUGUUCUUAGUGUAGAAUGUGGGAAUAUUUUGAGAAAGUACAAGAAACCAGUCCACAGCAGUGUUUGGAGAGUUUAGUGUGAGCACUAGUCUAUAACGCUGAGAGCAGAUGAUGGUAGAGAACAUCUUUGUCUGGAGAGGGAAGAAGAUUCUACAGGUGCAGAUAUGGCCUGGCAUUUUCGCAUGCAUUAGAGCAAGGGAUCUUGAAGGAUAUAAAAAGGGGCAAUUCUGUUAUGCAAUUGGGAAUCUUAAAAUGGGUUGUGCCUUUUCCAAGAGCUGGAUAUAGAGGCUAGGACAACAAGAGGGAAACUGAAGAAGCUGUCGGAUACUUGUAGUGCCCUCCAUCACUACGUUGUGUGGUUUGGAUCAGUAAUUAGUUUUGUCUCUUUUACGACUUUAUUAAUCAUUUUCAUUUCUGUUUUUUAUCUUGUAUGUAACUCUGAAGUAAUUUCUUACAGUCUUUAACACACGUACAGUGUCUCCUAUGUUUGUGGAUACAUCUUGCUGCUGGUCAGUAGGGAACAGAGCAAACUUUAAAAUAUUUUCAUUCCAUCACUAUGAACUACAUCACUGAAGUUAGCUCAAAAUGGUUGAACAUAGAAUAGUACAGCACAGUACAGGCCAUUUGGCCCACAAUGUUGUGCCGACCCUCAAACCCUGCCUCCCAUAUAACCCCCCCACCUUAAAUUCCUCCAUAUACCUGUUCAGUAGUCUCUUAAAUUUCACUAGUGUAUCUGCCUCCACCACUGACUCAGGCAGUGCAUUCCACGCACCAACCAUUCUCUGAGUAAAAAAACCUUCCUCUAAUAUCUCCCUUGAACUUCCCAUCCCUUACCUUAAAGCCAUGUCCUCUUGUAUUGAGCAGUGGUGCCCUGGGGAUGAGGCGCUGGCUAUCCACUCUUAUCUAUUCCUCUUAAUAUGAUAUGAAUAUUGUGUUCUGUAACUUCUGGAGUUUACAGAAAAACAAAAUUGGUUUGUAAAAUGUUUUUAAGUUGCAAUUUAUAUAUAACUUAUAUUUAACUUGAUGGGCUGAAUGGCCUAUUUCUGCUCAUAUAUCUUAUGGUCUAAAAGAUAAUGGUAAUAUAGCAAUACUCCCGCUACUGAAAGCAGUUUGCAAAGAGAGGUUGUUUCCGGGUUGCGGGGUUUUACUUCCUGUCUUUUCUGCCCGGUGGCAUGCGUGUGACUAAACUAUUUAGUAGGUCAAUCUUGCCCUUCACUAAGGCCGAGGUAGGGGAACUUGGGCUUAAAAAGGUUGACAACCACUAGUCUAAAUGGAAAUGGUGGAGCACAAAUAUAAUGUAUAAUGACAUAUUAGAAGUCUUGCAAGAAGUUUACAUUUAUGAUUGCAUUUGCUGAUUUAUGUUGUCAAUAAGUAAACCUUUUAAUACAUUGUUCAUUACAUGUAUGCAAUAGAGGAGCUCUAUUUUUACAAAAUAAGAAAGACUGGAACGUGGAACCAAAUUUAUAUUAUGAUAUGUCUGAUUAUCUAAGAUGUAACAUUGAGCAUUGAACCAUAUGUGUAGCAUAGAUAUAUUAUGAAAUGGAAGAUUAAUGUAGGACUCCAUCAACAGAAAGGAAAAUUAAAUACCAAUAACACUGGACAACAAAGAGAACUUUUGCGUGUAUUUUAUGGAUUUUGAGCUGCUGAUUAUGAAAAUCACCACGGAAUUACCCUAUCACUCACAAUUUUCUUAAAAAUGGACCACAUUUGUCAUUUUAAUUCAUAAUUCAAGUCAGAAUAACUGAUGCUAAUAUUAAGGAAGGCAUUAUUUGUCGGUCCACAAACUAAACAGGUCACCAAUGACAGGCAAUUUGAAGAACCUCCAGUGGGACUGGGGAAAAUCGCAUGGAAUACAUUCAAGCAUGUUGAAAAUCUCCUUGGCAACUACAAAGCACCAGACUAUGUGCAGCUGGUUAACAACAUGCUUCAAGUAUACAAAACCAUGAAGUGUAACAUGUCACUCCGUUCAUUUUCUGCAUUCGCAUUUAGACUUGUUCCUUACAAAUCUUGUUCUGGUCAGUAAUGAGCACGGGGAAAGGUUUCACCAGGACAUUGCAGUCAUGGAUAAACAGCAUCAGGGCAACUAGAAUCCAUCAAUGCUGGCUGAUUAUUGUUGGACACAUAAGCGAGAAACCUCAGACACUAAGUACCAAUGAAAAUAGUCAAUAUUUUUGGCUGAGUCGCAUUUGUCAUCGUCAGAGUCAUAGUCAUACUUUAUUGAUCCCGAGGGAAACUGGUUUUUGUUACAGUUGCACCAUAAAUAAUUAAAUAGUAAUAAAACCAUAAUAAUUAAAUAGUAAUAUGUAAAUUGUGCCAGGAAGUAAGUCCAGGACCAGCCUAUUGGCUCAGGGUGUCUGACCCUCCAAGGGAGGAGUUGUAAAGUUUGAUAGCCACAGGCAGGAAUGACUUCCUAUGAUGCUCAGUGUUGCAUCUCAGUGGAAUGAGUCUCUGGCUGAAUGUACUCCUGUGCCCAACCAGUACAUUAUGUAGUGGAUGGGAGACAUUGUCCAAGAUGGCAUGCAACUUGGACAGCAUCCUCUUUUCAGACACCACCGUGAGAGAGUCCAGUUCCAUCCCCACAACAUCACUGGCCUUACGAAUGAGUUUGUUGAUUCUGUUGGUGUCUGCUGCCCUCAGCCUGCUGCCCCAGCACACAACAGCACACAUGAUAGCACUGGCCACCACAGACUCGUAGAACAUCCUCAGUAUCGUCCUGCAGAUGUUAAAGGACCUCAGUCUCCUCAGGAAAUUAUUGCAAAGUGUCAGUACUGUUCUGCGAAAAAACACAUUAUAUUCAAUAAAUAUUAGUUUCUUGUUCAGCCAAAUUUCUACAUGAUACAAGUAGUCUGAAAUUAUAUUUGUGUUCAGCUUCAAGCAGUCAAUCAUGAACAAAAAAAAAUUUUAAGGAAGCAACGUUUUCAAAAAAAAAUUUGUUGUCCAGAGUAAACUGAAAGGGCCUCCAAGAAAACGAGUGUUUGUGGGUUAGCUGAGGCAAAUGCUUAGAGAGUGUCAGUUAAUACCAAUGCCACAUUUCACUGUGUGUGCAUA